Molecule: messenger RNA, 540 nt
Organism: Paramecium pentaurelia
Lineage: Eukaryota; Ciliophora; Oligohymenophorea; Peniculida; Parameciidae
Source: the annotation of a GenBank genome assembly
AUGUUAAUUAAUAUAGUUUAAUUAGAGAUAUCGAACUAUUUUAUUCACUUCCAGAAAUAAAUUUUCAAAAUUUUUUUCCAGGUUGUUUAGAUUAAAUAAAUAAUUAAUGUCUUAUUUGUCAAGAACGGUGGAGUUAGGAUGAAUUUCUUUAGAAUUCUCAGCCGAUAUGUUGAGAUAAAAUUAUUCAAGGAUAAGAAGAAUGUGAAGAUGGAAAUCAAAUAUCUAAUGAUGGCUGUUUUAAAUGUUAAUUUUCAUGUGAGAAUAUUUGCAAACCUUGUUAAUUUGGAAUUUGCUCCGAAUGUGAAACUGGAUUUAUUCUUAAUAUAGAUAAUACUUGCAUUCCUUUAUGUGGAGACGGUAUUUUAAUACCAUAUUCAAAUGAAAAAUGUGAGAUUGAAAGUGAUUAAGAUGAAUGCAAAGACUGUAGAUUUACUUCAAUUCCUAAUUGCAAAACUAUUUAUUUUUCAAAUUGUUUAGAAUGUUACCAAGGAUUUUUUAAUUUAUAAUUUGUAUGAUAUCCUAAUUGUGGAGAUAAUUUGA